CAGGGCUUGAGAGUGGGAAGGUACGGAUGCUACGUGUUACUUGUCGAAUAUUGCCAGAUUUCUAUAGGAAUGCAUGAGAAGUAGGCUACACAGAUAGUACUACUGCCUUUGUAGUUGGAACACUGUCCUUUGGCCGGCAGAGAGAGAGAGAGAGAUGAGGCAAGAAGCAGCAGUAGUAAAAAGAAAUGAAGUGAAGAGCAAUGGAGUUGAUGAUGCAUAUGAUUUGAGCAAGUAUGGGUUCGGUGAAUGUGAGAUGGAUUCUGGUUCUGGGGCGUCCAGAUUGUUCUCUCUUUUGGCCUCUAAAGAUCGUGACUUUCUCCUCUCUCCCUCUGGUUCUCAGGUGAAAAUCGCUGAUCUUGAAGGUAAAAUUGUUGGCAUUUACUUCUCUGCUAACUGGUAUCAGCCUUGCCAUAAGUUCACCCCCGUACUGGCCAAUGCUUACGAGCAGCUCAAGAAUUCUGACCCCGGCUUUGAGAUAGUCUUCGUGUCGUCGGACGAGGAUGUCAAUGCCUUUGAUGACUACCGUAGUUCGAUGCCGUGGCUUGCUGUUCCGUUUUCUGAUUUGGAGUUGAAAAGAGCCUUGAGUCGGAGGUUUGAUGUUGAAGGCAUACCUUGCUUGAUUAUUCUGCAACCAAAUAAUUGUAAAGGAGAUUCAAUAGUUAUAGAUGGAGUGGAUCUCAUAUAUCGCUAUGGGGUACAAGCUUAUCCGUUUACAAAAGAGAGGGUCGAGGAGUUGCUCGAGAAGGAGAAGGACAAGCACGAAAAUCAGACUCUCCGCGAUUUGCUGACAAACCACGAAAGAGAUUUUCUCAUCAGUCACAAAAUACCAAAACAGGUGUCGGUGGCUUCAUUAAUCGGGAAGACAAUUGGACUUUAUUUCUCAGCUAAAUGGUGCUUUCCAGGAGUAAAAUUUACACCCAAAUUAGCCUCCAUCUACCAAAAGAUCAACCAAGAAUCGAGCCUCAACAGCCAUCAUCAGGACUUCGAAAUAGUGUUUGUGUCGAGCGACCACGACCAAACAUCUUUUCUGUCAUACUUCCAGACCAUGCCAUGGCUGGCACUACCUUAUGGUGAUCCAAACAUCAAAGCUCUCACUAAACAUUUCGACAUACGAGGAAUCCCCAGCUUGGUUAUUUUAGGCCCUGAUGGAAAAACAGUGACCAAACAAGGAAGAAACCUGUUGAACCUGUACCAAGAAAAUGCGUAUCCAUUUACAGAGGCCAGAGUAGAAUUUCUGGAGAGACAAGCCGAUGAAGCGGCCAAGAAUCUUCCCAAAUCCGAGUUCCAUUCUGGGCACGGUCACAGGCUAACAUUGGUGUCCCAAGGAAAUGGAGGAGGCCCCUUCAUAUGUUGCGACUGUGACGAGCAAGGGUCAGGUUGGGCUUAUCAGUGCAUCGAGUGUGGCUAUGAGGUGCAUCCCAAGUGUGUGAGAGUCGUCGACAACGGCCCUUGACUUAGAGAGGGAAAUACUUGGGGAAUUCUACAUCUCAAACAGAGAUUUUUCUUGUAUAAUAUGGCAGAAUUGUGUGUCUUUUCUUGAUGGUGCCGCUCUAAUGUCAUGUGGGGAUCAGUGUUAACUUUGUCUCACUUGUGUAUUAACAUCGAUGUUUUUCACCCCCGUGUUAUGUGUUACUGCCAAGGAAAGGAAGUUAUGGAUUGAAUCUUUUGUUGUAAAUUUUA
Molecule: messenger RNA, 1680 nt
Organism: Sesamum indicum (sesame)
Lineage: Eukaryota; Viridiplantae; Streptophyta; Magnoliopsida; Lamiales; Pedaliaceae
Product: putative nucleoredoxin 2
Source: RefSeq, a predicted model, not a curated record